Trypanosoma grayi is the source of this 597-nucleotide messenger RNA. RefSeq lists its product as hypothetical. Lineage: Eukaryota; Euglenozoa; Kinetoplastea; Trypanosomatida; Trypanosomatidae. The transcript has a single exon. Bases 1 to 597 code for a protein of 198 amino acids. The record is from RefSeq and is a predicted model, not a curated record.
AUGGUCAAGUCGAUGCGGGUGAGUCUCAUCCUUCCUCUCAUCUGCGCUGUCGCUUCGUUCGCGUUGACACUGGCGGCGAUUUUUUUACCCUUCUUUGUGGCGGUGCGGGAUGAAGCGGCGGCGGCGGCCAGCAAUGCCAACAGCAUUGGCGGUCACAACGACAAGGCGGAGGCCACUUUGUGGGAGAUGCGCACCUGGGGGCCACCGCAAGAUGGCUCCGACAGCAAAGAGGUCAUGCUCCUGCGCAAUUCCUACUUCACCUGCAAUGAAGGCAAGAUACGCAUCCAAGCAGCUGAGGGCGUUGCUAUUGCGGCAGUUGUGGUGGCAGUUACCAACUUAAUCAUGAGCGGCUUCUACAUCUAUGCCAGCGCCGUGAUACGCUUCCCGUUGGCCGUGUACUUCAUGCUGGGCGCCGUGGCUUCCGCGACUGUGUUUGUCCUGAUGCUGACUUGGUACUCCGCAGGCUGGUGUGAGGCGCAGCCGGGACUCAAGGAGGAGGUAGACAUGAAGUGGGUGUUCGGUAGUGGGUGGAUGCUUGCGGCUGCCUCCUGCGGCUGCUCGGUCAUUGGCUGCAUGGUCACAUCUAUCCCCUGGUGA